GCGAGCGUCGUGCCCGCGGCACGUGCCUCGGAGGAGCUCCCAGACGUGGAUGCGAGGCAUCUCCGCGAGGUGUGCGAGGGCUCGGGCGCAGUGGUCGUGGAGGCAGAAGAUGGUGGAGAUUGGGUUGCCCUACUUAUUGGACGGGAAUGCAACUUCGUAG
This is a messenger RNA of Prorocentrum cordatum, 160 nucleotides long. The record is from the annotation of a GenBank genome assembly. Lineage: Eukaryota; Dinophyceae; Prorocentrales; Prorocentraceae.